Ixodes scapularis (black-legged tick) is the source of this 6001-nucleotide messenger RNA. RefSeq names its product protein naked cuticle homolog 1 (gene nkd). The transcript is spliced from 7 exons. The record is from RefSeq and is a predicted model, not a curated record. The coding region runs from base 466 to 1725 and encodes 419 amino acids. Gene Ontology annotation, cellular component: cytoplasm. Gene Ontology annotation, molecular function: calcium ion binding. Gene Ontology annotation, biological process: negative regulation of Wnt signaling pathway. Lineage: Eukaryota; Metazoa; Arthropoda; Arachnida; Ixodida; Ixodidae.
AUCAUUUGAUUUCCCUCGUUCGUGAUAACUAAACUGCUGCGGUGCGCGAUGUUGGUUGCAAACACCACGCCGAACACCACGCCGAACCAGAAGGCAGGCCAUGGGCAGGCUCAAUUGCAAAUUCUGGUGCCGUGCCCACGACAACCUCAGCGUAGCGAGCGUGCCGCGUUCCUCCUCGUUCCUUGCGUCUCCUCACCCCUCCCCACCUCGCGACCCGAAGUGGGCUCUUCCGCGUGCGGGACGCAUGCGCAAUGGACGCUACUCGCGCGCCUGCGCGUUGUGUGGCGAGCCGUGCACGCACGCCUGUCCAACUGGCCUGCCGUGCCUGCUCGAGCCCGCUGGCCUCUUUCGGUGCUUCGUCGGCUUCGUUCUUCAGUCGCGUUGCUUCUGUGCGUUGCUUCCGUGCGUUGGUGAGAUGAGGAGUUUGGCGCGCUGCUAAGAGCUUGGCGUGAUCGGUGAACGCGCAUGACAUUCGCUGGUAUGGCGAACAUCCUCAAGAAGAUGCCCCGCUUUACGGUCAAGUUUUCGUCGGCCUUUACCAAGUCCGAGCGAUCCCUGUCCGAAUGCCCCUUGGAGCUGUCCCUGUCGCUGUGCGAUGACGAGAGCUGCAAACCAAGUGAAAGCUUCGAAGAGGAGAAAUGCCCUCUUCACGAAGAGGAGGGCAGCGUGGGCAGCACGGAGAAAGGAACCACUCCUUCGGUGACCGAAGACGAGGAGCGGCCGGAGAAAGCGGAGGAGGAGAGAAGUGAAAAGGAGGAGAAGGGGGAAGGACUUGCACCUGAGGUGUCCUGCAAUAUGUCUCUCCAAGGAGAAGAAAAACAGGAGUUCUCCUUCACCCUUUACGACUUCAACGGUCAUGGCAAAGUAACCAAAGAUGACAUUGCCAGCCUUGUGAGAUCUAUUUAUGAUGCACUCGGCAAGAAAAGCUUGCCCAAGUCCGGCAGCCGAACAAUCAAAGUGCGGUUAGCUAUUGGACCAGACGAGGAGUCCGGGGAGGGGAAGCUGCCAGCCCCGGAGAAGCCACCACCGUCUUCUAGGAACAGCAGCGCCACUACAGCCUGCACCUUGCUCACGGAUGACGCCUCGGCUGCAAGGAGAAGCCAGCAGCCAGAGAGUCUCUCGGUGCCCGUCCAUCGGAAGUUUCCCCCUCAGGUGGAGAAUGUCGAUGUGGCCGGCAGCAAGUGCAAGCACAAUUCGGGAGCCCUGCCCUCGUCACCCUUGGGGAGUCGGUCUCGACGGUUCCAGUCACGGAUCCAUGAGCGGCAAGAGCUGCUCCAGUGGCUCAGGGAUAGCACGGAGAAGGCCUGUCAACAGUCUGCUACUGCGCAAGACAACAGACGGUCGCAGCCCCCGAGACAGAAGGAGGUCGGUCCCGAGGCAUGCCCCUGGGAGAAAACGCCGGAGCCAGCCCCAUGUCCGUACCGGCUGCUCGACCACGGCCAUGACUGUGCCCAGUGGAGCCCACAGUGCGAGAGGCGCCCCCACCGCCGCUCCAAGUCCCACGGGGAAGGUGGGGGCGCUGCGCCCUGCUCUGGCACGCACCACCACUACCGGCACCGGGAGCGGGACCUCGAGCGGCAGCGGGCCAUGCGCCAGGUGGCCAGCUGGAUCCAGAGGGAGCACCUGGCCAGCAUGGACUGCAGCCGGGGCACGCGCCCCGAACGGCACGAGCACCACCACUUGCAUGAGCACGUGCACCACCACUACCACCACUAUGUAGACUGAGCCGGCCUGGAUGCGGCGUCGGUGUGUUUCCUCCGGUGCCUGGGGGCUGCGCCAAGCGCGAGCCAAGGCAGAACUUUGGCCGAGGGAGAACUUUGGCAGAGUUGAAACAGAGCGGUUCCGUCGCCACGGCCAAGCCCGUCAUGGGCCCAUCUUGGGAGGUGAAAAUGGUGCAAGAUUUGUGUGAACACUGGGAAUCUUUGUGUGCGACGAACUCUCCAGCCAUGGAAAUUCCUCCUUUAAAAAUUUACAUUUUGUCAUCGUGCCGACGUGUAGAGCAGUUUGUGUCAACAGUUCGUUCGGCUGGCAAUGUUUCCGGCAGCUUUACAACUGGUUUCUUUCUAACUGAAAAAGGUACUCAUAUGUUUGUACAAUCGACUCUCAUUAAUUCAAACUCGAGGGGGGCUGAAAAUUUGUUUGAAUAAAGCAAAGUUUGAAUUAUCAGGAGUUUCCUCUUAUAAAAACGCAUAGGAUGGGACCUGUAUGUUAGUUUGAAUUAUCCGCAAUUUUGAAUUAACAGAUUUUGAAUUAAUGAGAGUCGACUGUAGUGCUCGGUAUCUUUUCGGUUUUGGGCAGUGUUACGAAAGGUGGAGUCCGAGAAUCCGAGCCUUUUUAUUUUUAAAUUAUGCGUUCCUUUCCUUGAGGGACUGUGCCGUAGUUAACAGUAACCGCUCCCAAGAGGCUGUCGCAGAUUAGUGAAACUGGUGCUUUUAGCCCUUUGGGAGUAGUAGGCAUGCUGGUAGCCAAAAGUACUGGACUACAUGUCUAUGAAAAAGCUUUUGCAAAGGGGGCAUAAUCACGGUGUUCUUUAUUAAAGCUGCGGUUGUUCAUAAUUAAGUUGUCGCUCGAGUGCAUACAUGGAUGAAGUAGUAUCACAGCUAGGAUGUGAAGUUAGUGUACCCUUCCAAGAACUGUUUACUUGUGUACAGCGCAAUAGGUGUUUUUAUUCUAAACUUGCAUCAUAUUGACGUUUAGGAUGCCUCAGUCAUGAUGUAGAUAACCAAAUUUUCUGCCAUUUACAAAUGUUAGUGACUUCUAAUGCUGUACUACAGCCCUGUCCCGUGCAAGAUUAAUAAACUAAAGUAAUGACACUAUUCCUGGCAUUAAACUUGCAAUGCUCAACAGGUGGAUGUUAAAAAGUAGAAAACCGACAUUUCAGCAUUCGGUCCUGGCGCAUAUGAUGUGUGUGUGUAUUUUUGAGGUGUUCCCAGUGUAUGAGAACACAUGCAGUGCCACAACUUUUCAGCUUGUGCUCGCUUAUCUCUUGCACCAGUCAGGGUCGGCUCUGGAGGUGAAAAAUGGAACGACUGCAGACGGUUACAUCACUGGAGUCUGUGUCUAAAUAGUUGUAAGCCUUUGAAGUGUUCCCUUACUGCCUGCAUUGCAGAAGGCUGCUGCUGAGGAAAGUAUUUACCCGCUUAAGGUACAUACACAUGUGGAUCUCUCAAUUCUGAAGUGUUGUGGACACGAGGUAAUGAAUGAUUCUUUUGGCCAAUUGUCUUGACCCGAUUUAGCUCGAGACAAUUAUUUACGGCCGUUGCCCUCGCUCGCACUUCGUUGAAUUAAAUGAGCGUUUUAUAAGUUCCUGGAUACAUCUUGCAUUGUACCUCAGAGGGUUGAAGACACAUUUUUUUUCUCCAGUGUAUGUAUGAAGACAUGGAUCGUAUAGUUUUAUUGAUGUUUACUGCUAUCCAAACCCUCGGUUGUGGCAAUUCCUUAAAAUUUUACAGUAGGCAUGCCAGCCGGUAUGUAGGUAUUUUGUUUGUAGUAAAUUGGUGGACAUGACUUGGCAUCAACAAGAUCUAGAUCGUUUUACAGAUAAUUAUUAGGGGUUGUUUUACUUGUUGUUGAGGCUUAACCAAAAUAUGGAGUAGCAGCAGUGGUGGGUUUAUUCACUGAAACUCGAGGAUGUCCAAUACCAUUCAGGUUUUGGUUUGCUCCCUCGCGGAAACAGGGUUUGGGAUUGUGGAGAGAGCAGAUGCAAAAGAAACCUUCUAGAUUUAUCACGCUUGCAUUAAUGGCUGUGGUUUAUACAGGGUAACCCCUCAAUGUUUUAAAUUUUGGUUUUUUGUGCGAGUGAGUUUGAUUUGAGAUUCUGAAUAUCCCUGCAAAAUUGUUUUGCGAAAUACGUUUUUAUUUGUGCAAUUGAGCUUCCAAAGUGUGUCUCCUCGAGACUUGGUGCUGGGCAAUGGGCAAGAUUGAUUUUGCAGCCUUGCCUAAUGAGGUGCACAUGGCCAGCGCAAAAGGGUCACAAAAAGGAAGUGUUAAGCAAACAAAUUACCAAACAAAAUGUUGUUUAUUGUGAUGCCAUUAGUGUGGGGACUCGGAGGAACAGCGCUGGAGAACUAAAACAGACCCAGAAGGAAACUAACAACUAAAAUUCCAGUGGAUACUGCCAUACUCAUUUGUCAGUUUUAGUAGCAGAAUUUUGUUGUGGUGUAAUUUGGUAUUACUAGGUGAUGUGCAAUUCAAUUUUUGUUAUAUCAAUAUGCCCCAUUCAGUUCCCUUUAAACUUGCAUAAGUACAAUUCUUUGCUUUAAUACAUGUUUUUAAUCAGUUACAAUACCAAAAUGCAGUAUUAUGAACAAACUUGUUUGUUGUGGUUAACCAUAGCCUAUUUGUCAUGUAUUUCUGGAGAUACAUUUUAGGUACUGCUGCCGUUUCUAUGCUUCAUUGCAAAGUACCAAGCACUUGUUUUUUGUUCUGGGAUUCGACGAAGGGCGGGGAAUCGUAGGGAAUCAACUUCGAGGUUGGUUCCCCUAUCCUCUAUUAUGAUCUCCAGAUUUGUUAUGCUGUAAAGUCCUUUCACACCACAGAAUUUUUGCACACUUGUGGUCAUAAUAACUUUCAGUGAAUGUUUAAAUUUCCCGGUUAUAAAAAAAAACUUGUGUGUGUCCUAACAUUUGUAGUUUAUGAAACAAAGCUGUUAAAGCAUGCUUGUUUUAAUGUUCAUGCGGCAAAGGUAUGGAUGUUUUGGCCCUGUGUGCAUAAGAGUGAUACACCCUAAAGCAAGUUUCCUGCAUCUGGUGCUUUUAUUGCAAUUGUGCCAAAGCUAAUAGGAGCAAUUGUGCCAUUGGGUGUAGGAGUGUUGCUAGAACUUGUCAAAGAUGUCUGUCAUUGACCAAGUGAAGUGUUUUGAGUGGCUAGAUUGUUGGAAGUGCUUGUGGUAUAAUGUGCAUGCUUGUAAGCACUUUUGCUUCAUUGCCAGCCAUGAACUGUGCACAAUGAUUUAAUUACUAGUGCACUAGUUAUGUGGUUUUAAAAACAGUAAGGCAGAUAGCUGACCAUGUAAAUUAAGUUUUUUUUUUUUUUCCUCGGUUAUUUUGCUCUAUUGUAAAAUGAUCAUCUUGACUCUAGGUGUUGUGCAGCAUGCCGAUUGGGAAAGGUGAAGCCCUGACCAAGUGCUUUUUUUUUCUUCACCUUUUGCAAUUAGCUUUUCGUAAUGAUUCAUUGAGAGACGUCUGAAAGAUGUUUUUACAUUUUUACUGCCAUACAGUUAGUGGUUGAGACAUUUUGGGACCAGCACCGGUUAGGAACGAGCAAGCAACCUGAGAAAAUUGAAGUACUGCAUACUUUGAAGGAUACCGGAUUAAUUAAAGGCAAGACCAAGGUCCCCAAUCUAUACCAUUUGUAUAUCUAUGUGUAAUGAAACCAGAAGGGACCUUUUCUUACACUAUGACAGACUGCAACAUGUAGCAGGCAGGCAGUGGUUGCUCCACUAUUCAUCUGUUACAGCCAACAAGGUCUGCCACAGUAUAUGCUUUGAAUGAAGAACUGCAGUAGGCAUUAGGUUUUUUUUUUUUUUUUUUUUUUUGAUGUGCAAAGCAGUCUUUACCUUUCUGAUGUUUGAGUGCUUGUAAUAUAUUUGUAUAUUUGAACAAAAAAUACUCGCUGCAUUUCUAGAUUGUACAUAAAUGCUCAGAGUCUCGGGAAGAAAAAUAGGGACGAGGAUUGGACAUGGCAGUGGUUCGCUUCCAAAGAAACAUUUGAGACCCUCGCGUUGCCAAGAGCCAACGAUUGUGUUUUCCAGGCGCACAAAUGUUUUGUAUGCUUUUGACCAUUCUGCAACUCGUGGCAUGUGCUCCAGUAGACUUGUAUAAGUUAUUUUGUAAAUAUAACCCACAUACCUCAAUGCCAAGUUUUUCGACGAUUGUAUUCGCAGCACUUGUUACAUAUGUGUACUUUGAUAAAGCAAGUACAAUCGUGUUGCUGACAGAGAAAAACCAAGCCAUUACUUUGUUGUAUCAAGUGCUUGGAAUAAACGUUGAUUUCUAUGGAA